GCCAAUCACUGCCUGAGGUCCCCCUCUCCGCUGCCGGAAGGAGCCGUUCCCCAGAGCAACCCCCACUUCCGGCUAUCUGAAUUUAGCCGGGAGAGACAUGAGUAAAAGCCGGGCGGAAGCGGCGGCCGGAGCCCCUGGGAUCCUCCUGAGGUACCUGCAGGAGCAGAACCGGCCCUACAGCGCCCAGGACGUGUUCGGGAACCUGCAGAGGGAACAUGGACUGGGCAAGGCAGCGGUGGUCAAGGCGUUGGAGCAGCUGGCCCAACAAGGCAAGAUCAAAGAGAAGAUGUACGGCAAGCAGAAGAUCUAUUUUGCCGAUCAGGACCAGUUUGACAUAGUGAGUGAUGCUGACCUCCAAAGCCUGGAUGCCAACAUAGUGGCCCUCACUGCUAAGGUGCAGAGCUUGCAGCAGAGCUGCCGCCAUAUGGAGACUGAGCUGAAGGAGUUAACUAGUACCCUGACCACUCCGGAGAUGCAGAAAGAGAUCCAGGAGUUAAAGAAGGAAUGUGCUGGCUACACUGAGAGACUGAAGAACAUCAAAGCAGCCAGUAAUCACGUCACUCCAGAAGAGAAGGAGCAGGUAUACAGAGAGAGGCAGAAAUACUGUAAGGAGUGGAGGAAGCGGAAGAGGAUGGCACAAGAGAUGUGUGAUGCAAUCCUUGAAGGAUACCCCAAGAGCAAGAAGCAGUUCUUUGAGGAAGCUGGGAUAGAGACGGAUGAAGAUUAUAAUGUCACACUCCCAGACCCCUGAGGGGCUCUUGGUAGGAAUUAGGAGAUUGGAGCAGAGAUGCCCUGGC
Castor canadensis (American beaver) is the source of this 797-nucleotide messenger RNA. RefSeq names its product PSMC3 interacting protein (gene Psmc3ip). The record is from RefSeq and is a predicted model, not a curated record. Gene Ontology annotation, cellular component: condensed nuclear chromosome; DNA recombinase auxiliary factor complex. NCBI's taxonomy places the organism in Eukaryota, Metazoa, Chordata, Mammalia, Rodentia, Castoridae. Gene Ontology annotation, molecular function: recombinase activator activity; double-stranded DNA binding. Gene Ontology annotation, biological process: meiotic strand invasion involved in reciprocal meiotic recombination; meiotic joint molecule formation; homologous chromosome pairing at meiosis.